AUGAAACCCAGCGUGGGCCGUAAGGCUGUGACGGCGGCCAUGAUGGCGGCCAUGAUGGUGGUGGUCACUUCUGUGGCGUGGUCUGCAAUGCCAUUUGUUCUUCGCUCCCCCACCAGCGUGACAGCCUUCAGUGCUUCCCGCCGGCCCAUCAAGGGGAUUUUGAAGAACAAACGUUCCACUGUUUCUUCGGUGGUGGUCUCCAUGCAGCAGUCCAGAGGGGUCAUUCCGGAGGUACAAAGAAAAAAGACCCAAAAGUGGGACCAACUGAACAUCUUGGCGACAUCCCUUCCCGCAUACAGAAACUAUGACUUCAUGAAGAUAAACGAACCCAGCAGUCACCAUCUCGGCCGGGCAGAUGAUGAAGACCUCGUGAAUGAUCCUGAAAGCAAAGAAGCCAUGACACCGGACAUUUCAGCUAAGAAACCAGCCGCCACUGAUACCUCCGAGUUCAUCCGUCAGGUGGGGGAGCCUGAAAAUGAUGGAGCACACGGCAAUAGGAUCUUUCUCAAUAGGCGCGUAAAGCAACAGAAGUUCACACUGAAAAGGAAGCUGCAUUACAACAAAGGCCUGAACAUCAAGGUCUCUAGAAAAAUUAUCUCGAAAGACUUCCUAUACGACGACGAUGAAGAAACUCCGCCUAGUAACCACCAGCACUGCCGCUGA
Messenger RNA from Acinonyx jubatus (cheetah), 663 nucleotides. RefSeq names its product PPP1R2C family member C (gene PPP1R2C). Gene Ontology annotation, molecular function: protein phosphatase inhibitor activity. NCBI's taxonomy places the organism in Eukaryota, Metazoa, Chordata, Mammalia, Carnivora, Felidae. The record is from RefSeq and is a predicted model, not a curated record. Gene Ontology annotation, biological process: regulation of signal transduction. The coding region runs from base 1 to 663 and encodes 220 amino acids. The transcript has 2 exons.